This is a messenger RNA of Mustela erminea (ermine), 2445 nucleotides long. It is a transcript of the gene PRDM12, whose product is annotated as PR/SET domain 12. Gene Ontology annotation, cellular component: nucleus. Gene Ontology annotation, molecular function: histone methyltransferase binding. The record is from RefSeq and is a predicted model, not a curated record. NCBI's taxonomy places the organism in Eukaryota, Metazoa, Chordata, Mammalia, Carnivora, Mustelidae. The transcript is spliced from 5 exons. Bases 91 to 1191 code for a protein of 366 amino acids. Gene Ontology annotation, biological process: neurogenesis.
CUCUCUCGCUCCUGCGCUCCCCUCUCGCCCGCCGCAUCCCCGUGUCCGCCCGGCCGUCCGUCCCCGGCGCCGGCGAGCCCCGGAUCGCCCAUGAUGGGCUCCGUGCUCCCGGCUGAGGCCCUGGUGCUCAAGACCGGGCUGAAGGCGCCGGGGCUGGCACUGGCCGAGGUCAUCACCUCCGACAUCCUGCACAGUUUCCUGUACGGCCGCUGGCGCAACGUGCUGGGCGAGCAGCUCUUCGAGGACAAGAGCCACCACGCCAGCCCCAAGACAGCCUUCACCGCCGAGGUCCUGGCGCAGUCCUUCUCCGGCGAGGUGCAGAAGCUGUCCAGCCUGGUGCUGCCGGCGGAGGUGAUCAUCGCGCAGAGUUCCAUCCCCGGCGAGGGCCUCGGCAUCUUCUCCAAGACGUGGAUCAAGGCGGGCACGGAGAUGGGCCCCUUCACCGGCCGCAUCAUCGCCCCGGAGCACGUGGACAUCUGCAAGAACAACAACCUGAUGUGGGAGGUGUUCAAUGAGGACGGCACAGUGCGCUACUUCAUUGAUGCCAGCCAGGAGGACCACCGGAGUUGGAUGACCUACAUCAAGUGUGCGCGGAACGAACAGGAGCAGAACCUGGAGGUCGUCCAGAUCGGCACCAGUAUCUUCUACAAGGCUAUCGAGAUGAUCCCGCCUGACCAGGAGCUGCUGGUGUGGUAUGGAAACUCACACAACACCUUUCUGGGGAUCCCUGGUGUGCCCGGGCUGGAGGAGGAGCAGAAGAAGAACAAGCAUGAGGACUUCCACCCGGCGGACUCGGCGGCGGGCACCGCGGGCCGCAUGCGCUGCGUCAUCUGCCACCGCGGCUUCAACUCGCGCAGCAACCUGCGCUCGCACAUGCGCAUCCACACGCUGGACAAGCCCUUCGUGUGCCGCUUCUGCAACCGCCGCUUCAGCCAGUCGUCCACGCUGCGCAACCACGUGCGCCUGCACACGGGCGAGCGCCCCUACAAGUGCCAGGUGUGCCAGAGCGCCUACUCGCAGCUGGCCGGCCUGCGCGCCCACCAGAAGAGCGCGCGCCACCGGCCGCCCAGCGCCGCGCUGCAGCCGCACUCGCCCGCCCUGCCCGCGCCGCACGCGCACGCGCCCGCGCUCGCCGCCGCCGCCGCCGCCGCCGCCGCGGCCGCGCACCACCUGCCGGCCAUGGUGCUGUGAGCGCCGCGCACGCGCACGCCGCGCACGCGCGCCCCGCCUCCUCGCGCACGCGCGUCCCGCCUCCCGCCUACAGCUCGCGGGGCGCGGGCCGGGGCUGUUCUCCCCGCGCUUGACACCCCCACCCCGGCCGCAGAGGGCCCGGCGCCCGGCGCUGUAGGUGCGUCCCAACAAGUGAGCCCCUAGGCACACAGUCUGCGCUCCGUCUCGCAGGUGAGGACACGGAGGGGCAGGGUCCCUUUUGCGGGCCCCCCGGCUGGGGCGGCUGCUCGGCCGUCUCCUCCUCGAGGGUCCCCACGCCCGGCGUCGGGGGCGCUCUGGCACACCUGUCCAGCCGGCUUCCCGGGCUGGCAUCCCUCGGGGGUGGUAGGGCCUCAGCGGGGGCGGGGAGCCUGGGGGCGGGAGGCGGGCGGCGGGCCGGUGCGCGCACGGCCCCUCCGGCUGCCUCUUGGGACUGGUGCCCCGCGGUGUCGCGAGUCACCGACACGAUCUUGAGAGCUGGGGGCUGGCGGGGCUCUGGGGCAGCCAGAAGAGACCCGAGACCUGCUCUUCCCUGGCAGGCGGGCCCUUUUCUCCUUCUGGCCACCUUACCCCCAAAGCCGGCUCCUGGGGAGGGACGAGGCACGAGCAGGGUGCAGUGUCCCGGGCAGGCCGAGCGCGAGGGCAGACGGAAAUCCACUGGGGUACCCGGGGAAGGCCCUCUUGCGGCCUCAGUUUCCCCCUUCCCCAUCCGUAAAAAAUGAGAUAGUUGGAGCCAUGUCUCCUCCCCUUCAUCUCUGACUUCUUGCUCAGGGAGGAGAAGCGUCCCUUCCCCUCCUGGCCACACUCCUGCGGGAAGAGGGCAAGACCGGCUUCUCGGCGGAGAAAGCACUUCCCAGGCAGUGCGCGAUCCCGGUGGUGGGGGCGGUGGGGGGUGUCCGCCCCGCCCACCCACACCCUCCCUUGCCUCCUCCCGAGUCUCCCCAAACUCUGGCCGUGGGCGCCCUCUGGUGUCUCCUGUCCCACCUUGCAGUCAUGUACCAGAACUCCCGUAGGGCGUUUUGUAAAAUAAAAAAACUAUAAUAAUAAAGAAAAGUAUAAAAUGUAUAGAGUUUUCAAGAAACUGUGUUCUACUUCCAGAAAAUGGUCACUUUAACUUUGUAAAUAUUUAUCUAAAAUGAUAUUUACGAAACUGUGAUAUAUAUUAUUUGAUUGUAUAUGUACAACUGUAAAUACAUUUGUACCUCUCUUGUAUUCUAAAAUAAAAAUUACUUGGAA